Monomorium pharaonis (pharaoh ant) is the source of this 2943-nucleotide messenger RNA. RefSeq lists its product as uncharacterized. The transcript is spliced from 4 exons. Bases 792 to 2906 code for a protein of 704 amino acids. The record is from RefSeq and is a predicted model, not a curated record. NCBI's taxonomy places the organism in Eukaryota, Metazoa, Arthropoda, Insecta, Hymenoptera, Formicidae.
UUCUAGUCUCGAAUCUUUUUACAUGUAGCAACGUGCUGUAAGUGGAGGGGAUAGCGAAUAGCUCGACGGCGCUCGACUAUCUGCUAUCCUUUUCUCUCGAGCUGUCUCCUUCAAGCCCUGGAAAGGAGACAGCAAAUAGUCGAUCGAUCGCUCGCUGCUGUAAAAGAUUCGAGACUGGAAGUUGCUGGAAGCAUUGUCGGCAAGACUGCUCGUGUUUUGUCAUGCUUCGCAUUUCGUGGCCAAAAAAAUUCCGUUAAGUGUCCCGUGUGAGUUCUACUGGAAAAUAAAUGAAAAUAACGAUAUUGUACAAUUCCCCAAAAGGUUAUAAUAGUCCUUUUUUAUCCAGAUUAAGAACAGGCGUACUCAAGUUUCCUACGGAGAAUCCAAAUUGUUUAACUUAUAAGAGGUUUAUAUAUAAGAUAAAUCAUCCCACGUGGCGUGCAUACUGAAUUUCUUUGAUGUACACGGCUGAAAUAUUUUCCACUAGAAGAUAAAGAAAAUAUCCUUUGUACGAUUCACCAAAAGGCUGUGUAAAACAUAAUUUGUAUCAAAACGAAUUUGAUGAAACAAAAUAAAAUUUGAUUUAAUUUUAAGAUAUAAACAUUCAUUCUAUACAAUUAUCUUACGAGUAAAAAAUAUAAAUGGACAUUGAAAUAUGCAAGUGUUUAUACCUGACAGGUUCUUCAAACGCAAAAUACAACGAAGGUACUGCAUUGACGCAAACGUCCGUCAAAUUUGUGCAGAUUUUGUUACCAAUUAUUUUCUUCUGGAAUUGAAUACUGAACGGAAUUAUGCCGAAAAUAAAAAAAACAAAGUUUUAUAGUUGUCAGCAUCGAAACAAACGUUUAGAACAAGCGGUACGGGAAAUUGAAAUUGAUAAUAGCCAUAAUGAAUUGGAAAAUGAAACUGAAACGAGUAUGUCAGAGUCAGCCAAUAGCAGUGACAGACAGUUGUGUAUAAACGAAGACGUUUCAUUCGAGUUAGAGUACAAUGAAGCAUGUAAUCGAUCAAUACAAGAUGAAGUACAAGAAGUUUUAGAAGAGGAGGAAAUAGAAGAAGAAGAAGAAGAAGCAAUAUCGUCAGAUGAAUACGAUAGCGAAGAUUCAUUGGAGUUGGAACGUGAUAUUGACAAUAGAAUAAAUAUUGACAGAUUAAAGACAAAUCUAGUACAAUGGAGUCAUAAAAACAAUAUAAAUAUAUCCGCCGUAACGAAUCUUUUACACACAUUAAGAAAAGAAAACGUUAUGAAAAUCCUUCCCCGUGAUGGUCGAACAUUAUUGAAAACUCCCAAAAAGUCGAACGUUAUUCCAAUGGAGCAUGGGCAAUACUGUCAUUUUGGAAUAGAGGAAGGCUUGCGGCAUAUAAUUAAUGUCAGUGGUGGCUUUAGAUGUCUACCAGAAGAAAUACAUUUGUCUGUGAACAUAGAUGGAUUACCACUUGCAAAGAGUUCCAAAAGCCAACUAUGGCCUAUUCUUGGAAGUUUUCGAAAUUUUGUAAACAAAUCACCGUUUUUGAUUGGAGCCUUUCACGGAUAUGAAAAACCUGCAGGCGUUGAACUCUUUUUACAUUACUUUAUCGAAGAAGCUACAAAUCUUGUACAAAAUGGUUUUACUUAUGCUGACAAUAAUAUACCAUUCUACAUCGAUUGCUUUAUAUGUGACGCUCCUGCGAGGGCUUAUAUUUGUUGUAUAAAAGGUCACAGCGGAUAUUAUGGGUGUCCCAAAUGUGAAACUAGAGGUAUCUAUCGAGGAAAAGUAGUAUUUGUUGAAAUGAAUGCUCCGUUACGUACCGCUGAAUCAUUUGUCAAUCAAACCCAAGCUCAACAUCAUACUGGAAUAAGUCCCUUACUACAACUUAAUAUAGAUAUGAUUUCCCAAAUACCUCUCGACUACAUGCAUUUGGUAGUACUAGGACAAGUAAAAAAAAUGUUGAAAAUGAUGACAGGAAACUUAAAUCCGAUGAAACUGGGAGCGCAACAAGUUGUCGACAUGUCACGUAGGCAGCUUGCAUUGAGGGCACAUAUCCCGUUUGAAUUUGCUCGAAAACCCAGAUCAUUGGAUGAACUUGAUCGAAUGAAGGCAACUGAACAUCGAGAAUUUGCCUUGUAUACUGGAGGGGUGGUUCUUCGUAAAAUUGUAAGACAGGGCGUAUAUGAGCAUUUUUUGAAAUUAUCUGUAGCUAUACGUAUUUUAGCAACUCCCGGAAUAGAUAUGGAACAAAACAGAUACGCAAAGCGUUUAUUAGAAGAGUAUUUUACUGACUUUUUAAAAUUGUAUGGAGAAAACAAUGCUACAUACAAUACACACGGAUUAUUGCAUCUGGCUGAUGAUGCUUUAAAAUGGGGAACAUUAGAUGCAUUUUCUGCGUUUAUUUUCGAAAAUUAUCUACAACAAAUAAAGAAAAUUAUGAGAAAAAAUGAUAAACCUCUUCAGCAACUAAGUAAUAGAAUUUCUGAAAUAAGAAAUAGUGUCACCGUUGAAACCGUUGAACGCAUCGAAACCUAUAAAUUAGGCAAACAAUGUUACAAUGGAUGCUUGAUAAAUGAUUGUACAGCGCCGAUGUACAAAAAGAUUCAAUUUCAAUAUUUUACAAUUACUACAAAAGCUCCCAAUAACUGCUGUAUAAUGAAAGAUGAGAGUAUUGUUAUAGUGAGUAACAUAUGCCAUCGUAAUAAUAGGAUUGUAAUUAUUGGUAAAACUUUAAAAAACGGAAAACCGUUCUUUAAUUCUCCUGCACCAUCCACUUGCUUUGGAAUACUACAAUUCUCUGGCGAAUACAGUUCUUUACGAUCCUUUCCAAUAGAAGACAUACAAAACAAAGGGGUUGUUCUUCCAAUUUUUGAUGAAAGCUACGCAUUCGAACACCGCAACAAUAUUGUAGUAUUUCCUCUCAUUCACAGUCAGUAAUUUUCCAAUUUUUAUUAUGUAAAUAUAUGAUGACCUA